CGCGAAAUGGCCUCUGUACCCACGUUGUUUUGAUGUAAGAAUUAUCUUAAAGAAUGUGUUAUCGAUGGAGCCACCUUGCGGAGGUGAAGAUCCUGCAAACAGGACUGGGGGCACAUGACGAAUUACAAGCAGUCCGGUGUCAGUGUACCAGGGCUUUUAUCAGUGAUUCCAGGCUGUAUAAGCAGGGUCUGUGGACAGAGUCAGCCUCUGAAACAGAUGAAGAUGAGGAGGAUGAUGGCAAGGUUAAGGACAAACCAACAGAACCUGUUGCAGUUGUCCAUUCAACAGGUCUGGCCUCCAGCCCAACAGAGAAGCUGGAUGUCGACACUGUGUCAGAUGAGUUCGUGAAGAUGGCAACUACCGAUCAGAGGUUAAAUCAGGCAUUAAUCAAAGAGGAUGAAGAGGAAGACCUGGAGGAAGAAUGUCCUUAUGAUAAUGAAGAGCAGCUUAUGAUGCAGCAAAUGGGCUUACCUGCCAGUUUUGGAUCACAGAAGUCCAAAAAGAAAGCCCAGACUGUGGUAUAUAAUACUGAAAAAACAACUUCCAAAAAGAAACGAAAAAAGGCAAAGAAAUCAAAACACAAACACUUGAAAGAUGAUCCACCAGUUGAUACCGAGCAGUAUGCAGAAGAAACCAGCCAUGGCGAAACCUUUGCUCAACAAACUAUGUCUGAUAUGAAUUUUCAAUCAGCUUCCGCUGAUGUGGAACCAACACAGGACCUGGAGACAGCAUGGCAGGAGUUCUGGACGAAGUAUGGGGAGAUGGUUGUGUGGCAGGGUUGGGUGUCGAAAUAUCCUGACCAUAUUGACUAUGACAAACUCACAGUGAUGCCGUCAGUGGUAGAGGUGGAGGUAGGAGCAGGGGAUGAGCUGGUGCUAGACGAGGAAGGCAGCUGGACUGUCAGGGCGAAGGGGGAGGGGCAGGGGGAUAUGGAUGUAGAAAAGGAAGGGGAGGGGCAAGUGACUCAGGAUGCAGAAAGGGAAGUGGUUGGGGAUGGAGUUUCACAAAGGAAGAGGGACAUAGGGUGGAAAGGUGUUGGGAGUAAUGACGAGUUAAUGCAGGAUGAUAUUCAUGGGGUUAUAGAUGAAAAAUGUUUUCUAAAACCUCUUGUGACAGAGGUCCUAAAGUCUGAAUGUUCUGAUGGUAGCAGUAUUCAAACAAAGUUACAUUCUGUUGAUGUUGUUGGUGUGUGUGGCAAAGGUGUUGAAAGUAUAGAAGCACUGAGUCCGCUAAUACCUUCAACUAAAGCCUCAGGGGAUGUAGAAUGUGUUUCCAAGGAAAGUUCUGAAACAGUGGAGCAAGUGCAGGGUGAUAUUUCUAAGAGAAUUGGUGAUAAUUUUGUGUUGUUCAACCAGGCUAUUGAAAGCACAAUGAAAUGUAGUAGUGAACAACAUCAGGCUGAAGAGCCAGCAGUAAAUGAACCUGAGACACUAACAGGAACUACUGAAGUUGUUCAAAUGAUGCAUAGCUAUGCAUGUCCUCAACCAAUGGCAGAGCCUGACACAGGUGAAACUGACCAAUCAGAGAUUAGGAAGAAAGAUGGUGAGGAGGAAGUCAUGGAGGAGGAGGUGAACUGUGACAAAAUGUGGACGGAUCUAUGGGAAGAACAUUACACUGAAGUCUACUGGUAUCACUACAACAGAUUCACAUCAUGGUUCACAGAGAGUCUAGAAAACUACCAUGCACUGAAAGAUAAAGCUAAUUCAGAUAAAUUAACAAUAGCAGAAGGUGUUCUACAAGUUGGUCCUGAUGCAUCAGAAGAGGUCAUGCAAGUAGAAUCUUCUGAACCUUUGAAUCCCAGUCCUGACAGUGGUCUAGAAGCUGAAGGACUUGGGGUUAGGAUGACAGAUGAGGGAGAUGAAAGUCACACAGGCUGUGAUGAAAGCAAAUCCUUGAUUUCCAGUAAGGCUUGCUGUGAUGGCAAGCAGUAUGGUGAUCAGGAGCAGAAUUUGCCAUGUGCAAAGCUUACAGAGAUGAAUCUAAGUCUUAACGAUGUCAAAAGUGCUGUAAUUACUCCUGAUGGUGACAGUGGCCAGUUACUUCCUCUUCCACAUCCUGCUGAGCAGGACAAUCCUGAUGGAGAUGCUGAGGAUCAGUUGAUGCCUCCUCCACAUUCUAUUGGGCAGGACAGCCCUGAUGGAAAUGCUAGAUAUCAGUCGAUGCCUCUUCAACAUCCUAUUGGGCAGAACAGACCUGAUGGAGAUGCUGAGGAUCAGUUGAUGCCUCCUCCACAUUCUGUUGGGCAGGACAGACCUGAUGGAGAUGCUGGACAUCAGUCAAUGCCUCCUUCACAUCCUAUUGGGCAGGAGGGUCCUGAUGGAGAUGCUGAUGCAGAACCAUGUGAUGGAAGUGGGACUGGAAAGAGAAGGCGCAGAAAAAGUGGUUCUCAGAACAGUCAGUUAAUUCAUUGUCAAGGCACAGGGGAGACAACUUCAACCUAUAAGCCAACCCAGUCAGAAGAUGAUGGUGAGGAACCUCCUGAUGAAGUUCCUAUAAAGCUUCCCAAAGGUCAUGAAAUAGACGGCAGUCCCAAGAAAAAGAAGACAGUUCGGGAAGCCUUAGAGUCUUUUGGCUACAAACUGUCUACUGAGGAAAGUGAUACUCUGCCUAGAAUCAAAGAUGGACAUGUAACAUACAAGGAAGCUAAGGUUCUGAGUCAGACUCGAAACCUAAAUCUUGGUCAGAAGCCUGUACACAUAAAAUUUGAUGAUGAUGGCAAACCAGGGGAGAGUAAAUCUCUGAGGAAAGUCAAAUCUUUCCUGCUCAAACGCUUAAAAGUAUCUCAGGACUCUGAUGAGGUUCUAGAGGAGCAUCUUGCACCUGCAGCCAGUAAGGGUGUGGACUUUGAGGAUGGUGAUUCUGAGCAGCAGAAAGAUGCAUCUGUUGAGGAACAUCUUGUGCCUGCAACCAGUACAGAAGACAAGGAUCUGAUCUUGGAGGAUUCAGAUUCUGAACAGCAUAAAGAUGCAUCUGUUGUUUCAAAGGAAGACUUACAGAUGGAUAACGUUGAAACUGUUUCCAAGCAGGACACUUGGGAUAAGGUUGUGUCAAAAUCAAAGUCUAAGAAGAAGAAAAAGAAGAAGCAGAAACGUCCCAGUAUUCCCAUGCCUGAAGAUGUUGCAUCUGAUGAGGAGUUGAAGAAGUACUGGUUUCAGAGAUACAGGCUGUUCUCCAAGUUCGAUGAGGGCAUUAAGCUAGAUAGAGAGAGCUGGUUCUCUGUCACGCCGGAGAAGAUAGCGGAACACAUUGCAGAGAGAUGUCAGUGUGACACUGUCGUAGACGCCUUCUGUGGCGCCGGUGGAAAUGCUAUACAGUUUGCUUUCUUCUGUGAGAGAGUAAUCGCUGUUGACAUCGACCCCGUGAAGUUAGAGCUAGCACGCCACAAUGCUGGGGUGUACGGUGUGUCCGACAGGAUAGAGUUCAUCCUGGGGGAUUACCUCCUGGUGGCCCCAACCCUCAAGGCUGAUGUGGUCUUCCUGUCCCCACCCUGGGGAGGGCCGGAUUACCUGGGGUCAGAGGUGUAUGACCUCGAGACCAUGAUAGAACUCAAGACUUCCAGGAUAUUUGAAAUGACAAGGAAAAUCACAGAGAACAUAGCAUUUUUUGUGCCAAGAAAUGCCAAUGUUGAACAGCUGACGGCACUUGCAGGUCCUGGCAGGAGUGUAGAGAUUGAACAAAACCUCCUUAACACUAAACUCAAGACCAUCACUGCCUACUAUGGGGAGCUCAUUCUGGAUGGCGAGGAAAUCAUGACAGACACCCACUGACAUGUGAAGCUUUAAGACAAUUUCCUUCUGACAUGUAACUUAUUCUGAAGUAAUAGUCUUCAUUGUGGUGGAGUACCCGCGUGGUUGAAGUGUACAAUUGUAAUGCUGGAGACCAAGGUUAGAUGUUCCAGAAGGGUACAGUUUGUGGGGCUUGUGUUUGGUGAUACUGGCAUGGGUUUCUUUGUAUAUUGAUCAGGAUGAGAGGACAAAAAAAAUACUCAAGUCACAGCAAUGAGGGUAAGACAGUACAGCAGGCAUUUAUGACUACAGGGGAUCGAAUCACUGUUUGGACAAUGAUUUUUUUAAAUAAAUAUCUAUAUUUUUGCAACCGUAUAUUGUUUUUAUAUGUUAUGAAAUGUUAUAUUUCAAAUUUGAAUGAAAUUCUCCUGCUAACUUACAUAAAGUACACAAUGUAUUUUAUGUAAGUGUAGCAGGAGAAUUUUCUAAAAAAUCCAUUUCUUCACUCAUUUCGUUCAAAUUUGAAAUAUAAGUUACUCAUAACAUAUAAAAACAAUAUACGGUUGCCAAAAUGUAGAUUUUUAUUUUCAAAAAUUAUUGUCCAAACAGUGAUUCGAACCCCUGUUCGACCAUCGCUUCUUUACAAAGGGAUACACUUCCAAGGAGGAGAGCCGAAGUGAUAGUUUGAGAAGUCAUGAAGAGGACUUGUCCUUCGGGAGAAUUCAUUGUACCUGUGAUCAUUGGAGAGAAUUUAUUGUACCUGUGAUCAUUGAGAGGUUAAGGACAUGUUAAGACCCUUUCACCAGGAAUGUCAUCCAGGACAUAAAAAGAGACACACAAAAUAGAACAUACAUUGAAAGUGAAACAACCAAAGUCUAGAAAAAUGUUUGCUGUUGGGCGUAUUAGUAAUUGGACUGUUGGACCGUAACUACCGCAGCGAUCCAAGCGGACAAAGGGGCAAAACUCCAGGAAUGUUCCCCAUUGGAUCACAGGCAAACAGUAGCGCAAAUAGGGCUGCGCAACACAGAGAUAAAUGACCAGUACUGUUCAUAUUCAAAAGAAUAAUGAGGUUCUUCACUUUAAACUGGGGGGGGUAUGGGCAGCUAGCUUGUCUCUGUGCAUAGUUGUAUUCCGUGUCAUCUCGGGUUCAGAUGUAAUUGUUUUUGAGGCUCGCAUGUCCUCAAGAUCUUCAAGUGACCUGGACAAAUCCCAUAUCCAUGAAUUCAGUGGCUCAAGUGAUACAAAACCACAUGUGUAUUGCAAGGUGGGGAUGUCCUCAAGGGCUCCUUGCAAACGGAUGGCUAACAUCCUCAUCUGCGUGGGAUAGAUUUUUACUUAUUUUUUUCAUUUCCUCAUCUUAUAUUCACACAGAAUUCAUGUACAUUGUGUAUAACUUUUAUCACAUUUAUACUUUUUAUAAGCUUACUGGUAAAACAAAAAUCGCAAAAUUAUCAAAUUUUUAUGGUCAACAGUGAGAUAUACUUGAUCAACAUUCCAAGCUUACUGUAAUGUUGAACCUCUGGUGGGAGAUUGGAUGUCAAAUAACACCAACAUGUAACUGUACGAAUCAUUUUAUUAUCAUUAAAUGUACAUUAUGUGUA
Haliotis rubra (blacklip abalone) is the source of this 5326-nucleotide messenger RNA. RefSeq names its product trimethylguanosine synthase-like. Gene Ontology annotation, molecular function: RNA cap trimethylguanosine synthase activity. The record is from RefSeq and is a predicted model, not a curated record. Gene Ontology annotation, cellular component: nucleus. Lineage: Eukaryota; Metazoa; Mollusca; Gastropoda; Lepetellida; Haliotidae. Gene Ontology annotation, biological process: 7-methylguanosine cap hypermethylation; 7-methylguanosine RNA capping.